Messenger RNA from Trypanosoma theileri, 1758 nucleotides. RefSeq lists its product as uncharacterized. NCBI's taxonomy places the organism in Eukaryota, Euglenozoa, Kinetoplastea, Trypanosomatida, Trypanosomatidae. The coding region runs from base 1 to 1758 and encodes 585 amino acids. The transcript has a single exon. The record is from RefSeq and is a predicted model, not a curated record.
AUGCGGCGUAGUGUACACUGGAUGCAGGCAGGAGGUCUUGUGAAAUUAAUUCAAGCGGUUAGCACAAGUCGUAUUGAAUUGUGUGCGGAGGAUAUUUACAAAAUAUGUGCACUACUCAAAUCAAAGGAAGAUACUUUAAUGCUGCAGAGAAACCAAGCUUUUAUUCGUAGUAUUCACAAACAAUAUCAAAAUAUAGAUCCAGAUACCGUAACUCCUUUUCAGCGGACGUUUAUUGAUGGAACCUUUGCAGCUUUUCCAGAUACUGUUUGUGAAUUAUCUUCAUCCUCAUCAUUUUCAAGAGAAGUAGGAGUAAAUGGAAAACAGAUGGAUACAACAUCUACAGAGACGAAACAACAAGAAGGGGAUAAAAAUAACAGUCAUAUUGUUUCACUUGAAAACAAUAUUACUACUAAGAAAGGAUCCAAUCUCUCAACAACAUCUGCUGAUGAACCUUCUAUAGAGGAACGUAUUUCCGCAAUAUGGGAGGUUGUACAGGAGUAUCAAUCGAGUAAUUUUCUAGGAACUGAUGGGAUGAAGAAAAUUCAAAAACAUUGCAAGGCAUUAGAAUUACAAUUACGACAAAUUAAACCUUUUGAGAUUUCUUCUCUUGUACGAGCAUUAGCUACAAUUCAUUAUCAAGAUUAUUCCUUCACGAAUCUCUUAACUCGUAGAAGCUGUGAAGUUGCCUCAAAGUUAUCGCAAACAGAUCUUUGUAGAACAUAUUUCAAUCUUAGUAAACUACAAAGUCAUGAUUCAAUGGUGGCUUUUGUAAAUCAGAUUGAGAUUCAUAUGGAAAAACUUCACCGUGAACAAAUACACUUUGUGGCUAUGGCACUUGAAAGACAUCCACAAAUCUCAUCUGCUCCUGCACGUAUGGUGCCAAAACUCCUACAACGAGCCGUCGUACAUCUUAAUGAGAGUGAUAAUGCAACAUAUCAUAGAGCUUUAUUAGUAGUGGCUGCACGAUAUAAUUUACGGCGUCAUCCUGUUGUUGUGAAAAUAUUUUCGGAUACUUCUAGACAUUUGGAUAAAAUUGUGGAUCGUGAUUUACUCGCGAUAUUACAAUCUACUAUAGAUCUUGGUAUUUCUGCUAAUACUCCAGGAUUACCGGAAUUGUUGGAAAAGACAGAAUCUAUCGUACCUACAGUGGAUAUCCGUCAUGUGGAUGCACUUAUGGAUAUUCUCUCAGUAUUACCAAUUGAUACUGGAAGCAUUAUGACAAAAUUAAUGAAUCGCUUAGAAGUAGAUGGAGGAAAACUUUCCAUACCACAAUUAGUGUUUAUAUUAGACCUUCUUUCAAGUUAUCCUCCAGCAAAAGGUAAUGCUUGUAUUGUAGGACUUGCAUUCGCUGCUUCUCUUCGUGCAGAGUCCUUUGAUGGUGAAGCGUUAGAACAAGUUAUAUUAAAUCUUGCUCAACUGCAACACUUUACAGAUGAUUUUUAUACACUGGUGAUCGUUCUGCAAAAUAACAAGGGUGGAUUUCGUAGCUUUGAGAAAUUAGCCAAUUUAAUGAAGAGUUGUACACAAGAAGUAGUAGCCGAUAGGAGAGGGCAAGAGAUGAUUACAAAAGGAAUAUUAGGAUUGGCCCCUUCUUUAAAUGAUGAAGAACUUGCUGAGGCUCGUAAACUCCUCACGAAGCUUGGUGUUACAGAUAAGAAUGUUCAUCAAAUGAUCUUUCGACGUGCGAAACAGUUACAGCGAGAGUCGGGAAGUCGCUGGUCUCGACGUGGAUAUGAUCCUGCUGAUGAUUUCACAUAA